Molecule: messenger RNA, 3321 nt
Organism: Physcomitrium patens
Lineage: Eukaryota; Viridiplantae; Streptophyta; Bryopsida; Funariales; Funariaceae
Product: LRR receptor-like serine/threonine-protein kinase FEI 2
Biological process (GO): protein phosphorylation
Molecular function (GO): protein binding; protein kinase activity; ATP binding
Source: RefSeq, a predicted model, not a curated record
UUGGGCACCGAACUAGAGGGUACCGAACUUUCCGGGGUCUGGGAUUUUGCCCGACCGGUGGCUCUGUGCGCCUGGGCCUUCGGGUUCUCGUCCUUGCUGGAAUGCUUGUCAUGUUGUGCGAGUUGCAUCUCAAGAUAGAACUUGCAGCUUAGAAUUCCUGACACGUCGAAGAGUCGCUCGUAUUCUUGUGAUGUGUUUAUUUCAUGUCACCUGCGGUUCGACUUUAUUCGUGUCAUAGGAACCAGGGAAAUUCCUCGCUAUGAAAUAAAUAACUGUACCUUUUUUUUUUUCCAUCUGGAACUUACGAGAGGAAUGCAUUGUUUAGGAUGCUUCUGCUUGAUUGUCUUGACAGAUAUUUUUAACCGUCCAUCAAUGGAAGUAAGCUUUGAUAUGUUGUAAUCAUUCGCAGGGAGUUCUGAGGAGACAUUCUCGAUGUCUCAUCGUAGGUGGUAUGGUCCCGGCGUUGUAUUCCUGUGAAUGAUUUCAACAAUAAUCCAGACACCACACGGAAGGCAUGCUGACGAGACGCUUGCACUUUGCGGCUAGCGAUUGAUCUAUCAUGCCUUGCUGAGAUUGAAGGCAUUGUCUUCGUGGGUGCAGCAAGGAGUUCGGCCGUUCUGUUCCAACGCUCCUUGCUACAUUCCGUGAGUUAUUCACGAUUUAGAGGGUCACUCACCAAAGCUCUUCCACGGGCGGCGCUUCUCAGAAGAUUGGGCUUCAGUUGUUGGAACAAAGAGUUCGCGGGAAUGCACACUGGUUCUAUCGAAUACUUAUCGUUUUCGCAAUUCGUUAGCAUUUUCAACCCGAGGUUCUAAUUCAGUUUUGGAUUUUGCUUAUCAAUGCUCUAGGGACCCGCUAGGUAUAGACUUUGCAGACUGAGCUUUGACGCCACCGCGAAUCAGUUUUAAGUGUCUUCGUAACAGUUUCUUGGAAGGCCCGGAAAGAAUGCUUUCCGUGAGUGAGUUGUCCCUUUGGAAUUCAAAAGUAGGAGAUGCACAAUUUUCAUCAGGGCUGAAUGUUUGGAGCGCCAUCGAACAAGUCGUGAAUUUUCGUCAUUCUAGAUUAUCCAAAACCCAUUGAUGGCAACUCGAGCCAUUGUAGUGAUUCCGCAUGAGAGAUUGGUAAAGAAUCUGUUACUGCCCGAUCACAGCCAUGAGCUUGUUUAUCAAUGAAGCUCGCCCAUGAACCCCAUAGACGAAACCGUCUCACAUCCACCAAUAUUAACGAGUAGAGAUGGCAAGAGUGGCGAUGGUGCCUAAGUGUAUUGCGCCGAACAGACUGCUUCAUUUGAGCCUACUGCUUCUUGUAUUGCAUUGCAGUAUCUGUGGGGCGGUGAACUCCGAAGGGUUACUACUACAAUCCUUCAAGCAAGGCUUGAUUGACCCUGCCGGCGUUCUCAGCAACUGGAACAAUUCAGACACAACUCCAUGCAACUGGAAAGGCGUCCUAUGCAGCAAUUCGACGAUCGCCGUCAUUUUCAUAAACCUUCCGUUCGCGAAUCUCACCGGAAAUGUUUCUUCUAAGCUAGCUGGUUUGAAGUAUUUGGAACGAUUGAGCCUUCAUCACAACAGAUUUUUCGGGGAAAUCCCUGAUUCUUUUAGCAACCUGACGAGCUUGCGAGUUUUAAACUUGCGCAACAACAGCAUUUCCGGAAAUAUCCCACAAUCUCUGAGCGCACUGAAGAACCUCCGCAUACUGGAAUUGGCGAACAACGAAUUUCAUGGUUCUAUUCCAGAAAGCUUUAGUGCGUUAACAAGCCUGCGUUACUUCAAUAUUUCCAACAACCAUCUCAUCGGAAACAUUCCAGGCGGAGCUCUACGGCGCUUCAAUGCAUCCUCUUUUGCAGGGAAUGCCGGCUUAUGCGGAGUUUUGGGAGGACUGCCUUCUUGCGCUCCAUCCCCAUCACCCGCGGUUGCUCCCGCUUUCGAACCUCCCCAAGCAGUGUGGUCCCACAAAUCUUCCCUGAGUGGGGGUCAGAUCGUGCUCUUGUGUGUAAGUUUGUUUCUAUUUGUAAAAUUCGUCAUUUUAGCGAUUUUCAUCAUGCGUUGGAUGAGGAAAGACAACGAUUUAGAAAUCAGUCUUGGAUCAGGUGGGAAGAUAGUGAUGUUUCAAGGAGCCGCGAAGGCCCUCCCUUCGUCCAAGGAGGUGCUGCAAGCCACGCGCCUGAUUCGCAAGAAACACAUCAUCGGAGAGGGCGGUUACGGAGUCGUAUACAAACUACAAGUGAACGAUUACCCGCCCUUGGCAAUCAAGAAACUCAAGACGUGCUUGGAGUCAGAGCGCAGCUUUGAAAACGAGUUGGACACUCUCGGAACCGUGAAGCACAGGAAUCUCGUGAAACUGCGGGGUUUCUGCUCAUCUCCCUCGGUGAAGAUCCUGGUUUACGACUUUCUACCAGGCGGCAACGUCGAUCAGCUCCUCCACCACGCAACGGAGGAGAAUCUACCAGUGGACUGGCCGAUUCGUUACCGGAUAGCACUCGGGGUAGCUCGCGGUCUUGCAUAUCUUCAUCACAGCUGCGAGCCGCGCAUCAUCCACGGCGACGUCAGCUCGUCAAACAUACUUCUCGACAACGAGUUCGAGCCCUACCUGUCCGAUUUCGGACUGGCGAAGCUGGUGAGCACCAACGACACACACGUCACUAUGACUGUGGGCGGCACAUUCGGCUACGUUGCACCGGAGUUCGCCAAAUCGGGACACGCCACCGACAAAGUGGAUGUGUACAGCUACGGCGUGGUGUUGCUGGAGCUUCUGAGUGGGCGAAGGGCGGUGGACGAGUCCAUGUCGGAUGAGUACGCCAACCUCGCCGGCUGGGUCCGGGAGCUUCACAACUGCGGCAGAGCCUUGGAGAUCGUGGACCCCAACCUGCGAGACACAGUUAAAGAUGUGGCCCUGGACCUGUUGCUGGAAGUUGCAUGCCACUGCGUCUCCUUGAGUUCAUACGAUCGACCCCAGAUGAACAAAGUGGUGGAGUUGCUGGAGCUUCUCUCCGACACCGCGUCGUCACCCAUCCGCUCCUCCCUCACCACGUCACUGGAAUCUCUGCAACGAUCUGCUUCUGCGGACCCAUGACGAGUUUCCCUCAUUUUUGUUACAGCAUGUAGAGAUUCUGAAUGUUUUGGUUACCACUUUCUUUGUAGAGAAUUGUAUGAUACGGUGAGGGUGUCAGAGUUCUGGAGGCAAAUGAUUGAAGCAUAAUACAGAAACACCACACAUUACAGUGCCAUUCUUACAGGUAUUACUACCCAGUUGUAAACUUCCACUUGCUGUUUUGAACACAAGUUGAAUGAGAUAAAUGAAUCUGUACUAGUGUUUUGUCUA